AUGACAGUUCUAUAUUAGCAAUGGCGGCGAGUUCAAACGGUGUCGGUGCUCAAUUCGACCUGUGGAUGAGAACGAAGGUCGCCUUGUCUCUGUCACAAAACAAUGAGAUAGUCCAGUGGAAUAAGAGUAAGAAGAUUUGCUUUCCUGUAAAAUGUGGACGAGAAGUUUGCUCGAUUAAGUUCUGUCGCUCCGAUUCGCUAGUCUCCAUUAGGAGAAAUGCUGGCUCCGAGAAAUCAGAAGAUUGGAGAGCUAGAAUUCAAGCCGCAUCUCCAUCGUCCUUUGCUUCUCCUCACAGCUUUCUUCUUCAUCAGUAUGAUUUGAAUAAUAGUGCACCUACCGGUUCUUAUGUUUGUUUUUUCUUCAUGGAUCCUAACAGCUGCAGACCUAGAUUUCAUCACAAACAAGAAAAGUUUUACUUCCAUUGUACACCGAGAAAUUCAGGUCCUCGAUCUGGUGACAGUCCGCCUAAACGAGAUACUGGAAUUGCUAAUGAGAAGGAUUGGGGCAUUGAUAUGGUAAAUGAGAAUGUCAAUGAGAAGGGUAGUAAUGAAGAUGGAAGCACAUGGUAUAGAGAAACUGGAGAGGAUGUAGGAGAAAAUGGAUAUAGAUGUAGGUGGGCAAGGAUGGGAGGUCAACACCUUGAUGGUUCCUCAGAAUGGAAAGAAUUGUGGUGGGAAAAAAGUGACUGGACGGGGUAUAAAGAACUAGGAGUAGAGAAAUCUGGAAAAAAUGCUGAAGGCGAUUCAUGGUGGGAGACAUGGCAGGAAGUCCUUCACCAAGACGAAUGGAGUAAUUUAGCUAGGAUAGAGAGAAGUGCAGAGAAACAAGCAAAAUCAGGCACAGAAAAUGCUGGAUGGUAUGAGAAAUGGUGGGAGAAAUAUGAUGCUAAAGGCUGGACUGAGAAGGGGGCUCAUAAGUAUGGAAGACUUGAUCAACAAUCUUGGUGGGAGAAGUGGGGAGAGAAUUACGAUGGAAGAGGAUCUAUCCUAAAAUGGACAGACAAGUGGGCUGAGACUGAACGUGGAACUAAAUGGGGAGAUAAAUGGGAAGAGAAGUUCUUCGCGGGCAUUGGUUCACGACAAGGAGAGACUUGGCAUGCAUCGCCAAAUGGUGAACGUUGGUCUAGAACAUGGGGUGAAGAGCACUUAGGAAAUGGAAAGGUGCAUAAAUAUGGAAAGAGCACAUCUGGAGAAAAUUGGGACAUUGUUAUGGACGAGGAAACUCACUACGAUGCUGAGCCACAUUAUGGAUGGGCCGAAGUUGUGGGUGAUUCAGUCCAACUGUUAACCAUUGAACCUCGCGAAAAGCCACCUGGCUUCUUCUCAACCAUCGAUUUUAGGUCGUCAUCAUCGCCAUCUCCACCCGAUGAGAAUGAUAUAUAAUUUUCAAGAUUUUUAACUGUCACUAGAAGUUGGCAUUAAAACAGGGAAAUUGUGUGUCUUCAAUUUCAUUCAUUCUUUUCAUUAUUUGGUAUGUAGGACUUUAGGAGGGAUUGCUCUAAUGCCAACAAGACAAAUCUUUUAAUAAAUGAAGCAUACUAUAAAAGUAAUGAAAAUUCUUGUUUAGAAAA
This is a messenger RNA of Impatiens glandulifera, 1570 nucleotides long. RefSeq lists its product as uncharacterized. The record is from RefSeq and is a predicted model, not a curated record. Bases 21 to 1382 code for a protein of 453 amino acids. Gene Ontology annotation, biological process: regulation of starch metabolic process; starch metabolic process. The transcript is spliced from 11 exons. Lineage: Eukaryota; Viridiplantae; Streptophyta; Magnoliopsida; Ericales; Balsaminaceae. Gene Ontology annotation, cellular component: chloroplast stroma; starch grain. Gene Ontology annotation, molecular function: starch binding.